Molecule: messenger RNA, 4074 nt
Organism: Phytophthora sojae
Lineage: Eukaryota; Oomycota; Peronosporomycetes; Peronosporales; Peronosporaceae
Product: pleiotropic drug resistance protein ABC superfamily
Exons: 1
Coding region: 1-4074 (1357 amino acids)
Cellular component (GO): membrane
Molecular function (GO): ATP binding; ATP hydrolysis activity; ABC-type transporter activity
Source: RefSeq, a predicted model, not a curated record
AUGGCGACGACGAACGAGGAGGCCAAGUUGAAGCUGCUGCAGCCCGAGGCGGGCGACGCCGGCGAGCAGGUGCCCGACGUGUACCGCUCGCUCAACUUCCGCAGCCUGCAGGACCCGUACUCGCACGGCGCCGGCGACACCAUGGCCAGUCGCUAUAGCACGUUACGCGCCGACGACCUCGAGUCCAUGCUCAACGGCGGCCUCGAGCGCUUCUACAAGAAGUACAACCACCUGUCGCGCAAGAUCAACCUGCAGCUGCCGACGCCCGAGGUGCGCUUCGAGAACCUGUCCUUCUCGGUGCAGGUGCCUGCUGAGGCCGGCGCCUACGGCACUGUGGGCUCGCACCUGGCCUCCAUCUUCACGCCGUGGCAGAAGGUGCCCAUGACCACCAAGCACGCGCUGCACCCGAUGAGCGGCAUCAUCAAGCCUGGCUCCAUGACGCUGAUCCUGGCUAACCCGGGCGCUGGCAAGUCGACGUUCCUGAAGGCUUUGGCCGGCAAGCUGCAGGACAACAAGCAGACGGAGAUCGGCGGCGAGAUCCUGUACUCGGGUCUGCGUGGCGACGAGAUCGACCUCAUCAAGCUCGUGGGUCUGGUUGACCAGAUGGACAACCACAUCCCGACGCUGACGGUGAGGGAGACGUUCAAAUUCGCCGACAUGUGCGUCAACGGCCGACCCGAGGACCAACCGGAGGAGAUGAGGGACAUUGCGGCCCUGAGGACCGAGCUGUUCACCCAGAUCUUGGGCCUGGAGGAGUGUGCUGAUACGGUGGUGGGCGACGCGCUGCUGCGUGGAGUGAGUGGGGGAGAACGCAAGCGCGUGACUAUUGGCGAGGUACUCGUGGGUGGCCAGAGCCUGUUCCUGUGUGACGAGAUCUCCACGGGUCUCGACAGUGCCGCUACGUUCGAUAUCGUCAAGUCCAUGCGCACGUGGUGCAAGACGCUGGGUGGAUCGGUGGUGAUCGCCCUGCUGCAGCCGACGCCUGAGGUGGUGGAGAUGUUCGACGACAUUCUGAUGGUCAACGAGGGAUACAUGGUCUAUCACGGGCCGAGAACGGAGAUCUUGAACUACUUUGAAGAACACGGCUUCACGUGUCCUCCUCGUGUGGACCCGGCUGACUUCCUCAUUGAAGUGACGUCGGGCCGUGGCCACCGCUACUCGAACGGAACGGUCCCCAACAAGAACCUGCCUGUGACGUCCGAGGACUUCAACAAUCUAUUUUGCCAGUCGCACAUCUACCGCAAGACGCACGAGGCCAUCAGCAAGGGCUUCAACGAGCACCAGUUCGAGAGCCCCGAGGACUUCAAGAAGGCCAAGAGUGUGGCCAACCUGGCCCGCUCCAAGGAGAAAUCCGAGUUCGGCCUGGCCUUCCUCCCGAGUACCAUGCUGCUGUUGAACCGUCAGAAGUUGAUCUGGCUGCGUGACCCCCCGCUUCUGUGGGGUAAGGUUAUCGAGGCCAUCAUCGUUGGCUUAGUGCUCGGCAUGAUUUACUUCAACGUGAGCUCGACGUACUACCUCCGCAUGAUCUUCUUCAGUAUCGCGCUGUUCCAGCGUCAGGCUUGGCAGCAGAUCACCAUCUCGUUCCAGCUGCGCAAGGUCUUCUACAAGCAGCGCGCGCGCAACUUCUUCCGCACGAACUCGUACGCAAUCGCCGAGAGUGUGGUGCAGAUUCCAGUCAACCUGAUCGUCUCGUUCAUCCUCGGCACGUUCUUCUACUUCAUGAGUGGACUGACGCGCACGUUCGAGAAGUACAUCGUGUUCUUCCUGGUGCUUGUGUGCUUCCAGCACGCCAUCAGCGCGUACAUGACGAUGCUGAGCGCGCUGUCACCGAGCAUCACGGUUGGCCAGGCCCUGGCUUCGAUCUCCGUGAGCUUCUUCCUGUUGUUCUCGGGUAACAUUAUCCUGGCCGACCUGAUCCCGGACUACUGGAUCUGGAUGUACUGGUUCUCUCCGAUCUCGUGGGCGCUGCGCAGCAACAUGCUGUCGGAGUUCUCGAGCGACCGCUACACGCCCGUUGAGAGCAGGACGCUGCUCGACAGCUUCUCGAUCUCACAGGGCACGGAGUACAUUUGGUUCGGUGUCAUUGUUCUGCUGGCGUACUACUUCUUCUUCACGACGCUGAACGGUCUGGCGCUGCACUUCAUCCGCUACGAGAAGUACAAGGGCGUCACCCCCAAGGCCAUGACUGACAACGCUCCUGAGGAGGAUAACGUCUACGUCCAAGUGAAGACUCCAGGUGCAGCUGAUCAAGCCUCGGUAGGAGCGAAGGGUGGUGGUCUACCAUUUACUCCAUCGAACCUGUGCAUCAAGGACUUGGAUUACUACGUGACACUUUCGUCCGGUGAAGAGCGGCAAUUGCUUCAGAAGAUCACGGCACACUUCGAGCCGGGCCGCAUGGUGGCGCUCAUGGGUGCCACCGGUGCUGGUAAGACGACGCUCAUGGACGUGAUCGCUGGCCGUAAGACGGGUGGCCGCAUCGUGGGCGACAUCUACGUGAAUGGCGAGCUCAAGGACCCGGCCAACUUCAGCCGCAUCACGGCCUACUGCGAGCAGAUGGACAUUCAUUCGGAGGCUGCGACGAUCUACGAGGCGCUUGUGUUCUCGGCGAACCUUCGUCUUCCCCCGAACUUCACCAUUGAGGAGCGCAUGAACCUGGUGAACGAGACGUUGGAGUUGCUGGAGUUGUCGCCGAUUGCUGGCGAGAUGGUUGGCCGCUUGUCGGUGGAGCAGAAGAAGCGCGUGACGAUCGGCGUUGAAGUGGUGUCGAACCCGAGCAUUUUGUUCCUUGAUGAACCAACGAGCGGUCUGGAUGCACGUUCGGCCUUGAUCGUGAUGCGCGGUGUGCAGUCGAUUGCUCGCACGGGUCGUACGGUGCUGUGCACAAUCCACCAGCCGAGUAUCUCCAUCUUCGAGCUAUUUGAUGGUCUGCUUCUGCUGCAAAAGGGUGGCUACACGGCCUACUUCGGCGACCUCGGUGUGGACUCGGUCAAGAUGCUGGAGUACUUCGCAUCGAUUCCUGGUACGGAGGAGAUUCGUCCGCAAUACAACCCGGCCACGUACAUGCUCGAGGUGAUCGGCGCUGGUAUCGGCCGCGACGUGAAGGACUACUCGGUGGAGUACAAGAACAGCGAGUUGUACCGCAAAAAUCGCGAGCGUACGCUGGAGCUCUGCGAGGUGUCAAGCGAAUUCGUGCGCCACUCAACGCUGAACUACCGCCCGAUUGCUACGGGCUUCUGGAACCAGUUGGCCGAGCUCACCAAGAAGCAGCGAUUCACGUACUGGCGCAACCCGCAGUACAACUUCAUGCGAGUGUUCCUGUUCCCGAUCUUCGCCAUCAUCUUCGGCACGACGUUCUACCAGUUGUCGGCCGACAGCGUGAAGCGCAUCAACUCGCACAUCGGUCUCAUCUACAACAGCAUGGACUUCAUCGGCGUUGUGAAUUUAAUGACGGUGCUCGAAGUGACAUGCGCCGAGCGCGCCGUGUUCUACCGCGAGCGCAUGUCGAACUACUACGGACCGCUACCGUACAGCUUGUCGCUGUGGUUCGCCGAGAUCCCGUACCUGGUUGUGGUGAUCAUCUUGUUCGUGACGAUCGAGUACUGGCUGGUUGGCUGGAGCGAUAACGCUGGCGACUUCUUCUUCUUCCUGUUCGUGUUCUACCUGUACACGUCGACGUGUACGUAUGUGGGCCAGUGGAUGUCGGUGCUAAUGCCGAACGAGAAGGUGGCGAACGUGGCUGUGGGUGCGCUGUCGUGCCUGUUCAACCUGUUCUCGGGCUACCUGCUGCCUCGCACGGCGAUGAGGCGCGGCUACAAGUGGUUCACGUAUCUGAUGCCGUCGAGCUACUCUCUUGCGGCGCUGGUUGGCGUGCAGUUCGGUGACAACCAGGACAUCAUCGCGGUGACGUCGGGCAACACGACCACGGACAUGACGGUGGCGCACUACAUCGAGAUCACGUACGACUUCCGGCCUAACCGCAAGUACAACUUCAUGGUCGGCCUCAUUGUGAUCUGGGUCGUGGUGCAGCUCGCCAUCUACUUGACGCUGAAAUACGUGAGCCACCUCAAGCGAUAA